UCAACAACAUUCAUUACGAACACCCUGUUUUUUAAAUUUUUUAUUGAUUUUUGUCAUUCUGAACUCCCGAACACUUAAUUCUGAACACCCUGUCUUUUUUCUUAUGUCCGGAGAUCGUAACGAACAUCUUUCAUCCCGGAGUCCGUAAUGAAAAGUUGGUGCGAAAUGUCCUAUUCCCGACAGAACUGAAAAUGUAAGUUUGACCGGUCCAACUUGUAACUCGCUCUAGAAAUGCGUCACCCAUCUCCUUUACACUUACGCUCUAAAGAGUCUGCAUUUAUACUUGACUCAUAGAGAACCGGAGCUGAAAAUGUGAUUCAAUUUUUCAUCAUAAAAUCAUGCGCUCAGUUUACCUGAUUUGAGCAAAUGCGAUACAUAACUAGGUAUAGUUUGAUUGACAAUACAGAAAGUGUUUCCUAAUUCUUCACCUUUUUAUUCCUGCUAGAACAGUGAAAUGAUACUUUCUUGCCGAGCAGUGUUUUCAAUAACUGGUGGAUCUCGCUUGAGCAAAAUGGGUUUCCACUUUGAGAAUUCGGUUUCCACUUUGUUUUUAGCAGGGAAAACAUGCAAAAUCCAGUGGUAAACUGUGGAAACCCACUUUGCUUAAAAUUCCCAUUAAAAACACUGUUGCCGAGAUAAUGACUAAUUAUUGCAUUCUGCUUCCGAUAUCCAUUCUGAAUAUAAUCUAUCGCUUAGUUCCCGACUGAAUUCGACGGUUUACUUGAUUAUUGGUUUAGGACUACAGAUUGUUCGAUUAGAACACACUGAAUUUCAUUCACAAUGAGAUAGCGCAAUGAAUCUCAUACUGAGAGUCAGUUUCACAUCCUCUACCACACACAUUUUUUCUCAGCACAUCAUGAUUGAAAGAUGUACAAGCAAUGUGAUACAGACCUACGCAAAUAGUAUAUUCUCAAAAAUAUGUUGGAAAUCUCAUAACAAUCCUUCAGCAGUUCUCAUUUCACAUUCUAGUUAACGACAACGAUGUUCUCUCGAGAACCAGCGACACAUCUGUUCCAUGCUAACGACCAUAAUCUUGAAAAUUUUACUGUUGUCUGGCUCGACGCUGAUAUAGAUAAAACAGAUGAUUGUCACGACACAAAAAAGCAUUUAAGGAUCAUUGCUAAUCAUUUAAGAACGUUUUGUGAUGCUGAUGAAUGUGUCGAUUAUAUCUUAUCAAUUAAAGUGGAGCAAGUGUUGUUAAUUCUGUCCGGUUCAUUCGGUGAAAUCAUUGCUCCCCUCAUCUUCGAACUAUCUCAAAUUACAUUUAUCUACAUAUUUUGUCUAAACAAAAUUAAGCACGAAACACGGACUAAUCAUCAACUAAAUAAUCAAAAUAAAAUUUGUGGUGUUUUUACUCAUAAAGACUCUCUUCUUAUUCAGCUAGCUGAGGAUGCUAAAGUUUUAUCAAACGGCAUGAUACCAAUGAAUGUAUUUAGUUUAUCACACCAUGAAAAAUCAAUUCGUGAUUUAGACAAAGAAAGCGCUGCAUUUAUGUGGAAUCAAUUGUUGAUGGAUGUUCUACUUCGCAUGCCAACAUCUGACGAAUCGAAAAUGGAAAUGUUAACCGAAUGUGAAUCAUAUUACAGAGACAAUGAUAAAGAACUCGAAAAGAUAAAGGAUUUUCGUUUAAAUUAUUCAUCUGAUGAAGCCGUGUGGUGGUACACGCGUGAUUCGUUUGUAUAUCGCCUCCUAAAUAAAGCUCUUCGAACAAGAGAUAUUGAUAUUAUAUUUAAAUUUCGAUUUUUCAUUGCUGAUCUUUAUCGACAAUUGCAAAAGGAACAUUCGAAAUUCAUGGUACGUUGCACGGAUCAUGAAUACUUCUUCACAGUCUAUCGAGGACAGCAUUUAAAAGCUGAUGAAUUACAUGAGCUAAAAGACAAUAUUGGCCGACUAAUUUCAAUGAAUACUUUCAUAUCAACAACAUCUGAGAAAGAUGUAGCUUUAAUCCUUGCUGGGAACAGUUCGUUGAGUCCCAUUUUAGAACCCAUUCUGUUUGAAAUACAAAUUAAUACGAGUAUUGGCACAAAACCUUACGCUAAUAUAAAAGAUUUAAGUGUUAUGAAGCACGAAGAUGAAGUACUAUUUUCAAUAGGGACCAUAUUUCGAAUAGAAUCUGUCGAAAAAGCAACUGACAGUGGAAUCUGGAGUAUAAAAUUGUUGCUGCACAGUGAAAGCGAUGAACAGUUAAAAGUGCUGAGUGAACAGAUAAGAGAAGAAACUGAUGGAUUAUCUGAUUUAAACACGUUAGGACGUCUAUUAAGAGAAAUGGGUGAAUACGCUAAAGCUGAACGGUAUUUUAGAAGAUUCAUAAAUAAUACGUUGCCUAAUAACCCCGACAUGGGUACACUUUACAACAACAUUGGACUGGUUUACAAUGACCAAGGAGAUUAUUCUCAAGCACUGAAAUAUUAUGAGCAAGCUCUUGAAAUCAACUUCACGACUUUGCGACCGAAUCAUCCAAGUGUUGCAACAACGUACAACAACAUUGGAAUGGUUUACAACCAUCAAGGCGAAUAUUCUCAAGCAUUGAAAUAUUAUCAGCAAGCUCUUGAAAUCAACUUGACGACUUUGCGACCGAAUCAUCCAAGUGUUGCAACAACGUUCAACAACAUUGCUGGAGUUUACAGACAUCAAGGCGGUUAUUCUCAAGCACUGGAAUAUUACCAGCACACUCUUGAAAUCAAGUUGAACACUUUGGGAACCAAGCAUCCAAGUGUUGCAACAACGUACCACAACAUUGGUGGAGUUUACAGUGAUCAAGGGGAAUAUUCUCAAGCACUGAAAUACUAUCAGCAAGCACUUGAAAUCGACUUGAAGACUUUGGGACCAAAACAUCCAAGUGUCGCAAAAACGUACAACAACAUUGGACUGGUUUACAGCGAUCAAGGCGAAUAUUCUCAAGCACUGAGAUAUUAUAAACAAACCCUUGAAAUCAAGUUGAAGACUUUGGCACAGAACCAUCCAAGUGUUGCAACAACGUACAACAACAUUGCUGGAGCUUACAGAGAUCAAGGUGACUAUUCUAAAGCAUUGAAAUAUUAUGAGCAAACCCUUGAAAUCAACUUGCAGACUUUGGGCCCGAACCAUCCAAGUGUUGCAACAACCUACAACAACAUUGGACUGGUUUACACCGAUCAAAGUGACUAUUCUCAAGCACUCAAAUAUUAUCAGCAAGCUCUUGAAAUCGGCUUGAGGAGCUUGGGACCGAACCAUCCAAGUGUUGCAACAACGUACAACAACAUUGGAGUGGUUUACACCCAUCAAGGCGGUCAUUCUCAAGCACUGACAUAUUAUCAACAAGCUCUUGAAAUCAACUUGAAGACUUUGCGACCGAAUCAUCCAAGUGUUGCAACAACGUUCAGCAACAUUGCUGGAGUGUGCAGAGAUCAAGGUGACUAUUCCCAAGCAUUGAAAUAUUAUCAGCAAGCCCUUGAGAUCGACUUGAGGAGUUUGGGACUAUCCAAGAGGAACCAUCCAAGUGUUCCAAGAACGUACAACAACAUUGCUGGUGUUUACAGAGAUCAAGGUGACUAUUCUCAAGCAUUGAAAUAUUAUGAGCAAGCUCUUGAAAUCGACUUGAGGAGCUUGGGACCGAAUCAUCCAAGUGUUGCAACAACGUACAACAACAUUGGAGUGGUUUACACCCAUCAAGGCGAAUAUUCUCGAGCAUUGAAAUGUUAUCAGCAAAGUCUUGAAAUCAACUUGAAGACUUUGGGACCGAACCAUCCAAGUGUUGCAAGAACGUACAACAACAUUGGUGGAGUGUACAGACAUCGACGCGAAUAUUCUAAAGCAUUGAAAUAUUAUCAGCAAGCUCUUGAAAUCGACUUGACGAGCUUGGGACCGAACCAUUCAAGUGUUGCCACAACGUACAACAACAUUAGACCGGUUUACACCCAUCCAGGCUGGUUUAAAGACAUCAAGGUUGGGACCAAACCAUCCGCGUGUUGCAACAACGUACAACAACAUUGGACUGGUUUGCAAUGA
Didymodactylos carnosus is the source of this 3987-nucleotide messenger RNA. NCBI's taxonomy places the organism in Eukaryota, Metazoa, Rotifera, Eurotatoria, Philodinida, Philodinidae. The record is from the annotation of a GenBank genome assembly.